Messenger RNA from Apis dorsata (giant honeybee), 3045 nucleotides. Its product is annotated as integrin alpha-4-like. Bases 384 to 2948 code for a protein of 854 amino acids. The record is from RefSeq and is a predicted model, not a curated record. Gene Ontology annotation, molecular function: integrin binding. Gene Ontology annotation, cellular component: external side of plasma membrane; integrin complex. Gene Ontology annotation, biological process: cell adhesion mediated by integrin; cell-cell adhesion; cell-matrix adhesion. The transcript has 9 exons. Lineage: Eukaryota; Metazoa; Arthropoda; Insecta; Hymenoptera; Apidae.
CAUUAGCAUAUAAUUUAGAUGUUAAUAAUGUUAAAAUAUUUAAUAUUCCUAAAACUUUUAAUAAUCAACGAGGAAGUUAUUUUGGAUUUUCUGUUGCACUUUAUACAGAAGGGCUAGAUUCCAUACUUCUUGUAGGUGCUCCCAGAGCAAAUUCAAGCACAAUAAAAAAUGUAAUUGAACCAGGUACUGUAUAUCAAUGUUCAAUUAAUAAGACCUGUAAGGAAUGGAUUAUUGAUAAAAGUGGAAAUGGUGAAUAUAGUGAGUGGAAUCAAAUUAAAGAUAAUGCCUGGAUUGGUGCAACAAUUGCUGUAGAAAAUAAAACCAAUCCUAGAAUUGUGGUUUGUGGUCCACGAUGGAAAAAAAAAGACAAAUAUAAUUGGUACAUGAAUGGUAUUUGUUACUUGUUAUUAGUUAACAAUAUUAAAUUUUUUGAAAAAGAAGUUGAAAACAAAAUUUUAUCACUUUCAAAUUAUUCGAAUUUUAUAUAUCCAAAUAAUAGAAAAGUUUAUAAUUUUGAAAUGAGUCAAGUUGGUUUUUCAAUGAAUAUGGUAUCUGGAUUAAAAUGGAAGUUAAUAUUAGGUAGUCCUGGUGUAUUUAAUUGGAAAGGCUUACCUUUAUUAGUUAAAAAACCAAUUUAUGGGAAAAUACAAUUUAUAAUUCCGUCAACUAAAAAUGAAAAAAGAAUUCGUGAAAAUAGUUAUUUCGGAUAUGCAGUAACAUCUGGUUAUUUUAUAAAAGGAGAAUUAUGGUUUGUUUCUGGUGCUCCAAAAGAUUCAAAUAUGAAUGGAAGUGUUAUUAUAUUUACUUUUCCUGAAACUAAUAAUGCAAUAAUAAAUAUAAAGAAAUUUUUAAGAGGUGAACAAUAUGGAGAAUAUUUUGGUGCUGCUUUAACGUCAUGUAAUCUCAAUGGCGAUGCUGAAGAUGAACUAAUUGUUGGAGCACCAUUAUGGUCAAGAUAUAUAGAUGAAGGUCGCAUAUAUGUAUAUACUGCUUUAUCUAAUGAAAAUUUUAAAAAACAAUCAUUUGAUGGAAAAAUAUCUGAAAGUAGAUUUGGUUUUACUAUAUCUUGUCUUGGUGAUAUUGAUUAUGAUGGUUAUAAUGAUAUUGCUGUCGGUGCACCAUAUGAAGAAGGAACUGGUGCAAUAUAUAUAUUUAAUGGCAAUAGCAACGGAUUACUUAGACAUUAUAGUCAAAAAAUAAUUGGAAAACAAUUUGGAAAAAAUAUUCGUGGAUUUGGGAUUUCAAUUUCAGAACCUCGUGACAUAAAUGGUGAUAAAUAUCCUGAUAUUGCAGUUGGAGCUUAUUUAUCAGAACAAGCUGUUUUAAUAAAAUCAAAACCUGUUGUAACAAUAACUACAAAAUUAAUUUAUGAAGAUAAAAAAUUAUUAAUAAAUUCUUCUUCUUUUUUAAUUAAUGUAUGCACAUAUUAUGAAGGAAUAAAUGCUCCUAAACACCUUCGAGUUGUUAAAUUUUUGAAAAUCGAUGAAAUAUAUGGAAGGGCUUAUUUUCAAAACAUAAUAAAUCCAAUUGAAAUAUCUGUAAAAAUUAGUUUGGAAAAGAACUUAAAUAACAAUGAGAGAAAAUUGAAUUUUUUUUGUACAUCUUGUGCAAUCAUAAAUAAAUUACUUUCUAAAACUGAAGAUUUAAUAAAAUUACCAUUUGCUGUAGACUGUGGUGAAGAUAAUAUUUGUACUUCAGAUGUGAAAAUAUCACUUUCAACAGAUUUAAAGUCUGGUAAUAGAUAUAUCAUAGGAUCUACAUUUACUAUUAAAUUUAAAUUAGAUGUCUUUAAUUAUGAUGAACCUGCAUAUCAAGCUAAAAUAUACAUAUAUAUACCAAAAAUAUUAUCAUUAGCAAGUAUACCAUCUUUAUGUAUAGAAAAUUUUUAUAAAAAUAAUACUUUAGAAGUAAUAUGUGAUCUUGGAAAUCCACUUAAAAAAAACAAAAAAUUAAUAUUAAAUUUGGAUAUGAGUAAAAUUCAAUUUGAUAUUGAUCAUGUACAACUAUGGACGAAUUUUAGUACACAAAGUGAACAAAAAAAUUCAUUCAAUAAUAUAAAUGUUUUUACUAUAUAUUUUGAUACUGAUAUCGAUAUAGCAAUAACAGGGAAAGCCCAACAUGAUCUAUAUUCAUAUUUUCUUGAAAAUGAAGAUAAAAAAUUAAACAGCAUUCAGUUUCAACAUAUUUAUGAAAUUCAGAAAUUUGGUGCUAGUCCAAUUAAUGAAGUUAUAUUAACACUUAGUAUUCCAACUUUCUGGAAACAAUCUAUUGGAGAUAUACAAAUUAUCAAUAUAAAUGACACAACUUGCAGCUAUAUGGAUAAUCAAUUAUUUCAUUGUACCUAUUUAAACUCUACAGUUUCAACUGCUUUAAUUGAUAAUUUUAAAAUUUAUACUGCAAAUACUGAAAAAUACACAUCAAAAAAGUUUAUAACAGAUUCUAAUUUUUCUAUAAAUUUUCCACCUAAAAAUAGAUCACUUUAUGUUGAUUGUAUAAAUGACAAUGUAAAAUGUACAUAUAUUAAAUACAAAUUGGGCCCAUUUUUAAAUUCUUUGUCUAUUGCAAAAUUUUCAGUUAUAUUAGAUAUUUAUUUAUUUAAUAUUUUUUUUUUUAAAUUUUUUAUUACAGCAAUGAUGGCAGGAAAAGAUAUUAUAUUUUUUCUAUCUAGCGGAAAUGUUAAUAUUUUGGAAUCAGAUCAUAUUAUUCAAAAAAUUGGACAUAAAUCUGAUAAUGUUAUUGUGGCUACAAUGUUUUUAGGUUCACUAGUAACUGAACAAAUUGCUAUAUGGAUUAUAAUUUUAUCAAUUUUCUUAGGAAAUUUAUUAUUAAUAUUAUUAAUUUUAAUAUUAUUUAAAAUCGGAUUCUUUAAACGAAAAAAAAAGAGAGAACUUGAAAUAUUAAAAUCUGAAAAUGUAAGUUUGUUGAAACAUUUUAAUUUUAUAUUAUAGAUAUUUAAUGUUCUUAUUACAUUACAGAAAAAACAUAGAAUUAUGUUGGAAACAUGUUCAUCAAUAGAAGUUUUUCAUCAAGAAUAAAUUUAUUAAU